Corylus avellana is the source of this 2605-nucleotide messenger RNA. The record is from RefSeq and is a predicted model, not a curated record. Lineage: Eukaryota; Viridiplantae; Streptophyta; Magnoliopsida; Fagales; Betulaceae.
AAAAAAAAAAAUUAUUGUCCAACAGUUUUGACGUGGAAGAAAAGCCUCCCAUAAAAAUCUUUCUUGCAGUUCAAGCGACCCACGACGUCAUUUCUGGCAAGAAAACAAAAGAGAGAGAAAAAAAAAAAAAAAAGAGAGCUAAAUAACGGAAAAGGAUACCAGAGAAAGAAAGAGUGGAGGGGAGAAGGAUGGAGACUGAGACAUACCUCCUUCUCCGGUGACUCUCACGAUGGAGGCAGAGUUUCUCACGUAAACAAAAAACCAGAAACGACAAAUCAACAAAAAGGGCCCAACCAAGAAUUGAAAGAGGCAAGGACCAUGAACAACAGACGUCGGUAAACAAACAUUAAUGGGUCUAUAGGGAAAGAAAACGAGGAUACCUCACAGCUUAAAUGCAUGGAAGCCUUCCAAACUUGAAUUUCUUUGGAAUUGAGUGGGUGAUUUUGUUGUCGAUUCCAAUAUUUGCUCAUUCAAUCCAACGGGAAGCAUGGAUCAAAUGGGUGUGUGUAAUGAAGAAAAAUGGAUACAGCAUUAUAGCAACUCUCAUAAAAUACUGCUUGUGGGUGAGGGAAAUUUCUCUUUUGCUGUAUGUUUAGCAAAAACAUUUGGCACUGCUGAGAACGUGAUUGCCACCUCUUUUGAUUCCAAAGGGUUUUUGACGAAUGCGUAUACGAAUGCCAAUACCAAUUUGAAAGAACUGAAGAAGCGGAGAUGCACUGUUUUACAUCAUAUGGAUGCCCAUACUAUGCACCGACACCCUCACCUUCGUUCGAAAUUGUUCGACAGGAUAGUCUUCAAUUUUCCUCAUGCUGGUUUCAUUUGGCCGGAAUGCUGGAAGCCCCAAAUAGAACUUCACCGGAAGUUGGUUAGGGGUUUCUUGAGUAAUGCAAAUCACAUGUUGACAGAGAAUGGAGAAGUUCACAUUACCCACAAGACAACUCACCCUUUCAGUAAGUGGGAGAUAGUGGAGUUGGCAGAGGAGAUUGGGCUGUGUUUGGUUGAGAAAGUGCCAUUUGUAAGAUGGUACUAUCCAGGUUACGUUCAUAAGAGAGGAUCUGGGGCUAGAAUCAACCAGACAUUCCAUCUAGGAGAAUGCAGUACUUUCAAAUUCACCAGUAAAAUAUUAUUUCAUAACACCUUGAUUGAUGGUAUGUGUAAUGCUGGAAAACUUACCAUUGCAAGAGAAAUGUUUAGUAGUCUUCCUACGAAAGGCUUGCAACCUAAUGAUCGGACUUACAAUAUAAUGAUCAAUGGGUUUUGCAAAGAGGGACUACUAAAAGAGGCGAGGGAACUAUUUGAGAAAAUGAACAAGAACGGUUGUUCACCUGACCAUUUCACAUAUAAUAUAAUCAUCCAAGGCUUCUUGCAACAUAAUGAGACAUCAUGGGCAGUGAAAUAUUUCCAGAUGAUGGUUGACAAGGGUUUCUCUGCAAAUGUGACCACUAACACCAUUUGGACGAACUUGUUCUCCACUAAAAAGGUUGAACAAACUGUAAAAGUUUGGCAGAUUAAACAAGACAAGUAUGCAGAAAUGCAGAGAAGGAAGGAUGAGGAGCGUGAGGCAAAGGAGCGUAUGCUGGCUGAACAAGCUACAAGAGAUUGGCAGAGUAAACAAGACAAGUAUGCAGAAAUACAGAGGAGGAAGGAUGAGGAGCAUGAGGCAAAGGAGCGUAUGCUGACUGAACAAGCUGCAAGAGAUUGGCAAAGUAAACAAGACAAGUAUGCAGAAAUGCAGAGGAGGAAGGAUGAGGAGCGUGAGGCAAAUGAGAGUAUGCUGGCUGAACAAGCUGCAAGAGAUUGGCAGAGUAAUCAAGAUAAGUAUGCAGAAAUGCAGAGGAGGAAGGAUGAGGAGCGUGAGACAAAUGAGCGUAUGCUGACUGAACAAGCUGCAAGAGAUUGGCAGAGUAAACAUGUACAAGACAAGUAUGCAGAAAUGCGGAGGAGAAAGGAUGAAGAGCAUGAGGCAAAGGAGCAUAUACUGAAAGAAGAAGCAUUAAAGGCUCGUAGAGCCAGGGAGGAGGAAGCUACUACAUUAGAGUUUGAGAAGAGGAAAGGAGAUUUUGUGGAGAACAUAAAGCCACAAGGCCCAAUACAUUUGCCUCAGGAUGAAGAUGAACUAAGGCCACUUAAUCGAAGAUCAAAGCAGGCAAUGAGUUGUGUCAGCUUUUUGUGCUGUUAUUUUUUCUUUGAGAGAUGCUGGGGGUAUUAACUAUUUUACUAUUAGAGGACUUACUAAACUGAUGUGUAGUUCAUUCAUUAGAUAAAAACAAAACAAUUAAUUAAGAAAAAUGUAACGAAUAUCAAUGAAUAAGCUACACAUCAUGUUAAUAAGCAUCCGUCAGUAAAAAAAAAAAAAAAAAGUUAAUACCCAUACUAUUUCUCCUUUCUUUUACUUCUUAUAAAUUAUCUUGAGUAAUACUUUUAGGUAUUUUGUAGCUUUUAAUAGCGUGUACGUGGACUGCUUUUAGUGAUCUGUACGUAUGGUUAUUUAGGUGAGUUGGGGUAUUUUGUUUCUGAGUCUCUGUAAGUUUGGUGAUCAUUUCAAUGUAAGAAGAAGACAUAUGAGACUAAGCUUGAGACAGUUUCUUAGAAAUAAAAAUUAAAA